CCUUUGGAACGCCUCAGAAUAUUUCGUGCUCGCUUUCACACCUACCCAAUACGCUUACUUCUGCCUCCUGCGCCCAUUAUCGAUGAGGUCGUUGCUAACCCAGCCUAUAAGCGGAAGUCAGAGUCAAGUUUAGUUGCUAAAGCUUCUCCCUUGGACGUUGUUCAAAUCAAAGUCGCCGCUCCAGAGUCGGCCAACCGAUGGAUCAACAAACCUAUACAUGUGCUGGAACCGAUUAAAUUGCUCGAUCCAUUUGGAACUGGUCACUUAAACUGGGUUUUUAUGACUCAGCGCAACCGAAUGGUCUAUCAGGCUUCACCUGUUAGUGCAAUAUUCGAAUUAAUCUCUCAUUAA
Messenger RNA from Protopolystoma xenopodis, 351 nucleotides. The record is from the annotation of a GenBank genome assembly. Lineage: Eukaryota; Metazoa; Platyhelminthes; Monogenea; Polystomatidea; Polystomatidae.